Salvia miltiorrhiza (redroot sage) is the source of this 3281-nucleotide messenger RNA. Its product is annotated as type IV inositol polyphosphate 5-phosphatase 7-like. The transcript is spliced from 12 exons. Lineage: Eukaryota; Viridiplantae; Streptophyta; Magnoliopsida; Lamiales; Lamiaceae. The record is from RefSeq and is a predicted model, not a curated record. Gene Ontology annotation, biological process: phosphatidylinositol dephosphorylation. Gene Ontology annotation, molecular function: phosphatidylinositol-4,5-bisphosphate 5-phosphatase activity; inositol-polyphosphate 5-phosphatase activity; phosphatidylinositol-3,4,5-trisphosphate 5-phosphatase activity. Bases 844 to 2700 code for a protein of 618 amino acids.
CCAAAUGCCAAAGGGGAAACAAAUAUUUACUCUUUUUUACCAAAUCUCUCUCCUCUCUCACUCUCUCUCUAUCUCUCUCAUCGCUUUUGCUGACCAGCAAGGGGCAGGUCUUCGGGCAGGUCGUUUUAGGCAUUCGACUGUAGCAAAACGACGUGCCCGUUGCCCCUCCUAUCAUGCUGGGCCGGCAUUGGGGACUGGGGGCUUGGAAAACAAAGCAACACACACACCAAGAUUGGUGUGUGUGUGAGUGAGAUAGGAAGAAAGAAAUGGCGUUAGUGCAUCGCUUUAUUCUGUUCAAAUUCGUUGAUGCUUUGCUGUUACUAUUUUGCUGCUGAGAACGAGGCUGAGUUUCAAGGAAAAAAAAAGUUAAAAUUAGAAUUGAAAAAGAAACCUCUCUCUCUCUCUCUCAUAAUUGCAUUGUCUUGUUCUUAAGCGAGUCUUGUCUCAUACUCAUAUUUCAAGUCGGGGUUGUGAAGUUGGGCUCUUCUUCUACUCUCUCACUCUCUCUCAUACAGUCGCAUUCAGUGAGUGUAAUUGUGUUUGUGUGUGCACCAUUUUCACCAAGAAAGAAAAGAUUGAAUCUUGUGAGAGAAUAGAGAUUCUUGCCCUGAUGGUGGAAUGCUGAAAGAUUGAAGCUUUUCUCAAAAUUGAGGAUGCCCAUUUGCAAAUUUCGUUUCUUCUUGCAUCAAAGUUGCGAUUUUUUGAAGAAUUCGAAGACAGAGAACAUGAAUUCUUGUUAUUUUUGAGUUGAUUUGAGCAAAAGAUUAGAUUUUUCUGGACUAGGGGGGUGGGGGUGGGGUGCAAAGUUUGAAAGUUUACCUUAUGAAGAAAUAGUGUGCCAAGAUGAAAGAUGGAAAUUCCAAGAAAUCCAAGCUCUCAUGGUCCAAGAAAUUGAUCAGAAAAUGGUUCAAUAUCAAGAGCAAAAGUGAGGAGUUUCAAGCUGAUGAAGCUGUUUAUGCAGGUGGUGAUGUUGAAUGGAGGAACAGCUUUUCUGAGAGGGAACCAUCUGCAGUAAAGAAAAUUAAAACAGAAAAAUCAGCAAAGAACAUCGAGCGCUCCUUUUCCCGUUCACGUUCCCGUUCGAGGCGUGGGAGAGCCUACCUUGAUCACCCUCAGAUUAUAAACAUACAGAACUACAGUCUCUUCGUAUCGACAUGGAACGUGGGAGGAAAAACGCCACGGGGCAAUUUGAACUUAGAUGAUUGGCUACACUCUGCACCUCCUGCUGAUAUAUAUGUGCUUGGAUUUCAAGAGAUAGUUCCUCUCAAUGCUGGUAACAUUCUUGGUGCUGAAGAUAAUGGUCCUGCCAAGAAAUGGCUUGCUCUCAUUAAGAGAACACUAAACAAUGCUCCGGGCACGAGCAGCGGUGGCAGCGGGCGCUGCACUCCAUCGCCCGCUCCUGAUCCCGUUGCUGAGUGGAAUGCUGAUUUUGAGGGGUCAAGCAGGCACAAGGCCUCGACUUUCUUCCCCCGUCGAUCAUUCCAGACGCCGCAAUGCUGGAGAAUGGAGAAUGACAUGUCUGCCCCUCAACCUCGCCUUGAUCGGAGGUACAGUGUGUGUGAUCGAGCAAUUUUUGGCCAUAGGCCUAGCGACUACGAUCCAAGGGGUUAUAGGCCGAGUGACUGUUCGUCGAGCCAGAGGGCAAGUGAUUACUCUUCUGGUCGGCGUCCGAGUGAUUAUUCCUCCGGUCCUCGAGCAAGUGACUAUUCGUCAAGUAGGAGGCCGAGCGACUACUCGUGGGGCCAGAGGGCGAGUGAUUUUUCACGAUUGGGUUCGGACGAAGAUUAUCCGCCUGGAGAUUCGCCUAGCACGGUUUUGUAUUCACCGAUGUCUUACAGUGCGUACGAGCCACCGUCUGAAAACGGGUACUCCGUUCCUGGACACUCGAGAUACUCUUUAGUAGCUAGUAAGCAAAUGGUUGGCAUUUAUCUCACUGUUUGGGUUCGGAGCGAGCUGACAGAACACGUCAAGAACAUCAAGGUUUCGUGCGUUGGCAGAGGAUUGAUGGGUUAUCUCGGAAACAAGGGAUCCAUCUCCAUUAGCAUGUUGUUGCACCAGACGAGCCUUUGCUUCGUGUGCAGUCACUUGACCUCCGGUCAGAAAGAGGGCGAUGAGCUACGAAGAAAUUCUGAUUUCAUGGAGAUCUUGAGGAAAACAAGAUUCCCUCGAGUCAACGGUGCCAAUGAGGAGAAAGCACCCGAGACAAUUCUUGAACACGAACGAAUUAUUUGGCUUGGAGAUCUGAACUAUCGAAUAGCAUUGCCUUACCGGUCUGCCAAAGCACUUAUCGAAAUGCAAAAUUGGCGAGCGCUAUUGGAAAAAGACCAACUGCGGAUAGAGCAGAGGCGAGGUCGUGUUUUUGAUGGGUGGAGAGAAGGGAAGAUAUACUUCCCUCCUACUUAUAAAUACUCACAUAACUCAGAUAGAUAUGCUGGAGACGACAUGCAUCCGAAGGAGAAACGAAGGACACCUGCAUGGUGUGAUCGAAUCUUGUGGUAUGGCGGUGGCCUUCAGCAGUUGUCGUAUGCUCGUGGGGAGUCUAAGUUCUCAGAUCACAGACCUGUUUCUAGUGUGUUUUGGGCGGAGAUCGAGUCUACACCAAACAGGUUGAGGAAGAGUAUGAGUUGCUCGAGCUCAAGAAUCGAGGUGGAGGAGCUUUUACCUUACUCACAUGGUUACACAGAACUCUGCUUCUUCUAAGAACGGGACGAAAUGAAUCUGGAAGAAGUGGUUUUCUCUGGCUUGAAAUGAUAUGAAAUGUGCACUAAAAGUUGCCCCAUCUCUGCAGCUCGUGUCUCCGGGCUCUUGCUACGCGAUGGGGACAUCUCAUUGGCCGAAAAUCGAGAAAGAUGUGUAGAUACUUUUAACUUCACACGAACGUGGCUUGCUCGUUUUCCUCCUCUUCCUAACCGACUACUUAACCGUUUUGGAGCCUCAUUCAUUCAUCGAGAUUCUCGGAUUCCCAUCACUAGGCGCACGCCUCCUUGACCAGGUACACCGUGUUUUAGUUGCUCCACGGCCCUUCCAUGGCGAAUGCUCGAGUUCGUACCGUUGUUUGCGCGCGCGUAACGAUCGAAGACAGCCAAGUGGGAAUGCAGGAUUCUUGUUUUUUCUUUGUAUUUCUUUAGAUUUGGGAGAUUCUUUGUUUGUUAGGACAUAGAUUCUUGACAAGAAGGGAAAAUAGAAAUGGUCAAAAUAAGGACCCUCUUUUUCAUCUUUUUUUUUUCUUUUUUGUUUUUUUGUAUCUUUAAUGAAGAAAAAGAAGAGAGAUUGUGAUGUAA